AUGGCUCCCUCUAACCUCCCCGCCGUUUUCAACGCCACUUCCCAGGACAUUGAGAUGCUCCUCGCCGCUCAAUGCCACUUGGGAAGCAAGAACCUUCAGACUCACAUGGAGCCUUACCUCUACAAGACUCGUGUCGACGGUAUCAACGUCCUCAACAUCGGCAAGACCUGGGAGAAGAUCGUUCUCGCUGCCCGCAUUAUCGCCGCCAUCGACAACCCCGCCGACAUUUGCGUCAUCUCUGCCCGUCCCUACGGUCAGCGUGCCGUCCUGAAGUUCGCCGCCCACACCGGAGCCGUCGCUAUUGCCGGUCGCUUCACCCCCGGUAGCUUCACCAACUACAUCACCCGCUCUUUCAAGGAGCCCCGCCUCAUUAUCGUUACCGACCCCGUACCGAUCACCAGGCUAUCAAGGAGGCCAGCUACGUCAACAUCCCCGUCAUCGCUCUCUGCGACACCGAUUCCCCACCGAGUACGUUGA
Molecule: messenger RNA, 477 nt
Organism: Parascedosporium putredinis
Lineage: Eukaryota; Fungi; Ascomycota; Sordariomycetes; Microascales; Microascaceae
Source: the annotation of a GenBank genome assembly